UCUCGUCCGUCCUUCAAGUUCCCAUGAGGCUGCAUGCUGACCUUGUUUUGCUCAAGAAUUGCAGAAGAUCGCAAUGGCAUGCGCAUUGGAGGGAGUCCAAACAAAAGCUUCGACGUGACAGCUACAAAAGGCAAACAGCAAAUGUAGGCGUAGGAGCUGAGUAGCCAUGGCUGCUGUCAUGAUGGAGGAUCCCAGCUUGGGCCAACCGGCAGAGGCAGAGUCCGCCAGUCUUCAUUUGCAGGACAUGGAGAUGGCGUACAAAAUGCAGCUCCAUGAAGUCCUCCUAGCUUCAUCACAUACGGCUACACAGAACGGCAUACCUGCAGGAAUUGACGACUACACAAGAGAGAUACUGGAUGUCGAAGUUGAGACACAGGAGCAGCAGGAAGCCCUGCGGCGGCAAACCGAGGAGGUUGAGCGAGCACGUGAAGCAACUGCAGGGGAAAGAGCUGCCGCAGCUGCUAGGCAAGAGGCAGCGAUGCAGUACAGGCUGGAGAAGAGCGACGCCAAUUUUGCAAGGUACCUUGACGAACUAUCCGACAGCGAGUGGGAGGACUAUGGAGACAUGUACGACAUCCACUCACUCCCUCCAGAAGAGCGCGACUUUCCGGAGCAAGUGCAGCUGCGCUGCCUAGGCAUUGCCGAAAACGACCGUGCCGGCGCAGGGGCCCUUCUGAUUGGCAGCAACGACCAGCCCUUGAUGGAGCUCAGUCCUCAGCUAGAGGGUGUUCACACCGCGUGCACCGCAGAGCUGCAAGUUAUCUUGGAAGGCCUGCGAGCCGUUCGUGCGCUCGGUUUCCAGCGGCCCAGGCUAGCCCUCUCCCCGUUUGUCCUGCUGAAGCUCUCCGGAAGCGUGGCGCCUAUCGAUGCCACUGAGCUGUCCACUCUAGUUGCCGUCCAGGGGCUGAUCGCUGAGCUUGGGGCAAAUGUGAAGGGCGUCCCAAUCGAACGGAACAAGCGCGCUCUCAGGCUCGCCAGGACGAGCAUUGCCAAAUAUGUGAACGAGCCCCCACCUGUUCUUAGCCAUCCAGUCCUGCCUGACGAAGCGAAGGGGGUUCAAGAGCCCUGCCCAAUCUGUCUGGAGAACCACCCCCCCGCCGCAAUGUUCGCCCUCGCGCGCUGCCGCCACAAGUUCUGCAAGGCCUGCGCGGCACAGCACGCAACGGUGCGGGUGCGCGCGCGCGCCCUCCCGGUGCCCUGCCCGGACCCAGGGUGCGGCGGCGAGUUCUCCCGUGAGGACUGCGAAGUCGUCCUCCCGCCCGACGUGUUCGGACUGCUGCUGGACGUCCAAGCCGAAAACUGCAUCCCGGGGGAGGAGCGCGUGUACUGCCCCUACAAGGACUGCAGCGUGAUGAUGUCAGCGGGAGACUGGGGGGGAGCGGAUGCGCCGAGCUCGUCUUCGCACCCGCAUCGGACGGCCGUUGGGCGGGUGGAUUGCGUAAAUUGCCGGCGGCCCUUCUGCCUGGAGUGCCGGGUUCCGUGGCAUCAGCGGAUGACCUGCCGUCAGUACCAGGACCUGCCCCCCGACCAGCGUGCGAUUGAAGACGUGAAGCUGCACAACCUGGCCGCAGAGAAGCAGUGGAAACAGUGCCCCGCCUGCCGCCGCAUGAUCGAGCUAGCCGAGGGGUGCAACCACAUGACCUGUGUGUGCGGCACCGAGUUCUGCUACGUGUGCGCGAUGCUCUGGCGCGGCGGGCGGGCCACAUGCGAGUGCCCGCUCUUCGAUGACGUGGCGGAGGAGAACGAGGAGCAGGUUCGGCAUGACUACGAGGCGGACCGCAGGCGCAGGCUCGUAAGAGCAUAUAAGACGAGGUUGUGUGUGCAUUACAUGAGGGGGCAUUGUCGGAACGGGGACUGGUGCCGGUUUGCGCAUGGGGAGAAUGAGCUGAGGUAUCCCGAAGACAAUAUGGAGGACUAGCAGGUGUAUAGCGAGUUCAAUUUUCAUGGCAAUUAGAAGGUGAUGGAACGAGCUGACAAGAGAUCGGUGACCCAAGAGAAGUGUGUCAUGCGCAGCUCGAGGAGAAUCAGUCGGAUGCAUGCAGACUGCUUCAUGAAAGCUGCAACUGACCGCUUACAACAUGACUUGAAGCGAGACUCUAAUUCACAGACAAUUUGUUCGGCAUGCAUACGGUACGUCUCACAUACACGUG
This is a messenger RNA of Klebsormidium nitens, 2150 nucleotides long. NCBI's taxonomy places the organism in Eukaryota, Viridiplantae, Streptophyta, Klebsormidiophyceae, Klebsormidiales, Klebsormidiaceae. The record is from the annotation of a GenBank genome assembly.